GUCGGGACGCUCCACGUCGUGGCCCUUUAAUCCCGGAUCGAUCGAUGGAUCCGCUGUAUUCCUGUAGUUCGAUCCUUCGAGAAGUCGACCGGUCAGGCCGUCGUCGAUCCCUGAUGGAAACCGGUCGGGAGGAUCGAUAGUGAAAGUUUCGAUCGUCCGGGGUCAUGGUUGUCGCGAGUUCGGUGCAGGUGAACCGCGUGAGUGACAUUCGUGCAUCUGAGGCCACAGCUGGUCCCUGCUGGUACCAGUGAUCUAAGGGACGAGCACUGACAGGAAACGUGAACAGUUACCUCGCGAUUUUUCGCCGGAGCUCGUGAAUUCAGUGCCUAUGAAACCGUGAAAACAAUUUGGUGCGUGACGAUGUCGUCGAGUGGUGAAUUUUCGACGUUAUCCAGUGGUGAGGCUACCGGGACUGGGGAUGAUUCGUUGCCCAGUUCGCGGGAAGCAACUGCGGAGGCUGGGAAUUCUGGGGGUGGAUUCAUGCCUUUGCGCGAGUUUCUGGACAGAUUUUCGUUACCGAGGGUUGUUAGGGUGGAAGGUGCUGGUGGAAGACCGAUAUUGUUGUAUAAGCAACAGCAAAGAUCGUUGAGAGUUACGGCUACACUGUUGAUGCAUCGUUAUCGGCACGACGUCAAAGUUGGACCCGAAAUCGUGAUCCCUGAAGGAUAUCCUGGUUGGUUCUCCGUUGUCUCGAACAACAGUGGUACCGGAAGCGCCAGGGUGUACAGAAGAGUGGGUGCGUUGGUUCGAGCCGGUGUUCCGGCGUUCCUGCUCGCGAAACCUCUACGUGCCUACACGCUAACACACUCGAAGAUGGAAAAUGGAAACUUGAGAGCCCACUACACGAAAACCACAGUGCGUGCCGGAGAAGUGCUGCGACUCGCCGCGGUUUUUCAAGACACCAGGAGAGCGCCGGUCAACGGCAUUUCCGGUGUCGUUAGCGGCGUUCCGGAAGGCAAGAGUUCAAGGUCGUCGGAACGAGAUCAGUAUGCUCAGUGCCUAGAUUCUCAUGGGCACGAACUUUUCGCCCCUCUAUCGGCGAGAGGAGAGUUCUAUGCCACCUGUCAGAGCGGGAGUCUCGAUACCGGAAGCGACGCUGUGUUGUACAGGGUCCAUCAGCUGGCGAGAAGAGAUCUUCCACUUAGGGUGCGAUUAGUAGCGGGUCCUCUGCCAAUACCGUUGCCACGAGAUUAUAGCGGACUGAUGCAGCUGGAGGGCGCAACAAGGGGCCCCAUAGUUUUAGGAUGUGCUGUUCCUUUGCUACCCGAGAGACCUUUACCAAAUUCUACCGUCCCUGAACUUUUGGAACUAGUUGCCACGGGACCAACAGCUCCUCGAGUUAAAAGGGCACGGUUAGGUUGCCCUUCUGAAGCGAGAUUGCUGGCGUCGCCCAAGAUGCAGCGGCUACUUUCAGCUUGCAGAAGAGCCUUAGACCAGCGAGCAACGGAGCCCCGAGUAGCGCCUCCCAAGCCCAGCAGCACCAGCGGCCAGCUAAAAGAACUGCACCUGAAGGAGAUCAAAUCGAAACCAGAAGCGAAACCGAUCCUCCAAAGUCUGAAAGAGGGUUUGGAGCACAUUAAGAGAACAACGAUCAGGGAUCGCAGCAACAGUCGAGCUAGUAGCAACAACCACAGCUUCCUCGACCGGAUAUCGAGGAUAGCUCAGGGUGGCAGAAGCAGAAAUCCGGCGAAGAAGUCCGCCUCGUUCACGUUCGCUGUUCGUCCGGAAAUCGGCAUGCGGACAGAAAGAUACGCCAGUUUGGAAUCGGAGACGAAUCUGCUUCAAGGUUCGCAGUCCUCGAGGCAGCAGGUUCAACGAUCGGUCUCCACCAGCGUGCUGGAGGUGCAAACUCAGCAGGAUCUGGAUCCUCCGUACUCCAAGGUCAGAGAUAGCCUAACUCCGUUGCCGCCCACUCCGCCUUCCAGGACUGAGGAGAUCUACGCCGAAAUUUGUGAACCGACGAACGUUAGCCCGCCAGAAGAGAAACCUCCGCCUGGCAGCGCGGACAAAAAUAAGGGUUACGUGAAAUUGGCGUUGUCGCAGUCCGAGAUUUCUGACGCGAACACUUUCGAUGAUGAGGAGGGAAUUUAUAAUACGGUUUGUUGAUCGUGAGUGUUCCGCGCGUUCUGCGGAAAGGCAGCACUUCUGCAACGAAGUGCUUUCUGGAGAUCUUUGCGAGCCGGAGAUUCGAGUUGUUCGAAGUACUGUGUGUCUCAUGAGAAGUCGCGCGGCGAUGUUUGGUCGGACACGCCCACAAUUUCUAUUGGAGCAGGAGGUCGAUUAGACAGGGCUGUGAACUGCGUAGGUGUGUUAGGAGCUUCUUGGGAGGCACGCACGGUAUUUGCUAUGUACUGGAAGAUUAUUGAAAUGGUGGCUUUAUUGGUUGAACUGUGGAUACGGACGGUAGGUAUUGAAGAGUAACGAAUUGGGUCUAGAUAUGAGUUGUUCGAAAGACUUGCGAUUUGGACAUUUGACCUUUAGCAAACUUAAAAAUUAAAAAAUUUCGUUUGUAUUUUCGAAGGAUCCUAAACUAAUAUAUAGCAGACCAAAUCUACCUAAUUAUAAGGUGCACAUAAUCAUUUCCAGUCUUCAAAUCACGAAGACCAAUCCGAACAAUUCCUAAUUAUUUCGAACAACACGAAUCAGAAGGCUCGCAGAGGGUGCUCGUCACGUGCCCGGUCACGGGUCGUCAACGACCCCUAACACGGUGACCGUUAAAGGUUUAGUUUAUCAAAUUAGGAGCAUCUGGUGGCGAAACCGAGAAGCUCCGGCGAUCCUUGUCUCUCCCACGAGAAAAGACAAGGACAGCAACAAUUUCGUCGACGCGACACGUUCAAGCGAACAAACAAUAUUUUCUCGUACUUUCUUUUCCAAAGUAUUCUUCGCUUCAUUACGCGGCUCCGUACCGAGCCCGAUUUUGCAAUUUGCCCCUUGAAAUGUUAUAAAAAUAUAUUUUCGUUUUUAAUCAAAUUUUGAAGGUCGAAUUGCAAAGGCUCUGUAUCGACCUGCACUGUACGGAGAAUAUUUUGAAAAGGAAGUACGAGAAAAUGUUGCUUGUUGCUUGAAAAUGCGUCGGCAAAAUUGUUGCUGUCUUCGUCUCUCGUUGCUCUGAACUGUUUCAACGAAUGUCCGCAGUGGAGAGACAAGGAUCGGUUUCUCGUAUGUCGCCGGAGGAUCAAAGUCGAUUUAGAGUUCGUUUUACUAAACCCUUUGACACUGAAAACGCUAUAGCGAAGUUCAUUGAUAGAGAUAACGCGCGACUUCCUGGCUAGACCUGGAAGAACCGUUCGCGCAGAAACAGCGCUGCGCGGCGCCUACGGAAUUUACAACGCCAUUUGCCGAAGAAAUUAUCCUCCCUAAGUCUUUUUCUCCCCUUUUCCCGCACGGUGUUCACCACAGGGAACCGGGCGAAAGAUUUACAAGGCUGUUGACCGGGGAAAAUGAUCGCGUAAUUACGGUCCCGCGCGUGUACGGCGGAUGUAGCGGGGCUCUACGGGACGCUGCGCGACUUCCGGUACCGAGGAAUCUGUGCUGCGAAUCGAUAUGAUUAGCCUUGUCUGAUAACCCGUAUUCGAUACUUAAAAAAUAACAAAUUUUCUAAUAAUUUUCUCAAAUUUUGCGUCUUCCUUUCAAGUACGUAAAUGAUUUUAUUAUCGGACGUAUUAAAA
Messenger RNA from Megachile rotundata (alfalfa leafcutting bee), 3668 nucleotides. RefSeq lists its product as uncharacterized. The record is from RefSeq and is a predicted model, not a curated record. NCBI's taxonomy places the organism in Eukaryota, Metazoa, Arthropoda, Insecta, Hymenoptera, Megachilidae.